Molecule: messenger RNA, 2911 nt
Organism: Tribolium castaneum (red flour beetle)
Lineage: Eukaryota; Metazoa; Arthropoda; Insecta; Coleoptera; Tenebrionidae
Gene: MetRS
Product: Methionyl-tRNA synthetase
Exons: 10
Coding region: 40-2820 (926 amino acids)
Biological process (GO): methionyl-tRNA aminoacylation
Cellular component (GO): aminoacyl-tRNA synthetase multienzyme complex; cytosol
Molecular function (GO): ATP binding; methionine-tRNA ligase activity
Source: RefSeq, a predicted model, not a curated record
AUAUUGCAAAAGUGGAUUUCUAACAAAAACUAAAUAACAAUGUUGAUUUACACCAACGCAAACAAUCCGGCGGCGUUAAAACUUCUAAUCGCCGCGAAAUUUGCGCAAAAAAGUGUUGAUAUUAAGGUUGUGGACGUGAAUGAUGGGUCACUCGAACAACCUAGACAUUUGCCCUAUGUAAAAACGGGCGAUAAUGAGACGAUUUUUGUGCCAAAUGCGGGCGUUUGGUGGCUGUGGCCCCCUGCACAGCAGGCGGCAAAAGCAGCGAGUGAGUAUCUGGAGUGGGAGGCGGCCGUUUUGGCGCCCACUUUGGCCCACGUUGUGGGGGGCGGCUCCAAACAAGAAAACUUAAAGGCUUGUCUCAAUUCAGCCUUAAAUAAACUGAACAAAGUUCUGGAAAGCCAGCCCUACUUGUCUGAGAAAAAGUUGAAUGCGAGUGAUAUUGUGGUGUGGUGUACUCUUUACCCACUUGCGCUUGAUGAUACUUUAGCCAAGGAGUAUUUAUCGAACAAUUUGCAUGUUUUAAAGUGGAUGAAAAGUGUGGAGAGUGAUAAAGAAGUGGCUGAAGUUUUAAAAUCUUUUAAAAUAUCAUCAGGAAUUGCCGCUUAUCAGGCGUUACUUGCAGGCGCUAAAUUCAUAAUUAGUAACAUUUCCACAGAUAAUAACGUUCAAUCUCCACAAAGUGUGCCUGAAAUUGUCACAAGUGACGAGCUAGAGGCCGCACAGAAGGCCUGGUUGAAGGAUAUUAAAGAUAUUCCCUUGAUGAAAACUCAGCCAAAAGUGGUAUUACCUAAAAGUACAGAACGGAAUAUUUUAAUCACUUCCGCACUGCCCUACGUUAAUAACGUUCCCCAUUUAGGGAAUAUAAUCGGUUGUGUCCUUUCGUCCGAUGUUUUCGCCCGUUUUUGUCGCAUUUGCAAUUACAACACUCUUUUUAUCGGUGGUACUGACGAGUACGGUACUGCCACCGAAACCAAGGCUUUAGAGGAAGGUUUAUCGUGUCAAGCAAUUUGCGACAAAUACUACGCCAUUCACAAAGACAUCUACAACUGGUUUAAUAUCAGUUUUGAUUAUUUCGGCCGUUCCUCAUCACCGCAACAAACAGAAUUGUGUCAGGAUAUGUUUUUGCAACUAAACAACAACGGUUUUAUGUUCACUGAAGCCGUUGAACAGUUACAUUGCGAAAAGUGUGACCGGUAUCUAGCCGAUAGAUUUGUGGAAGGGGGCUGUCCACACCCGGGCUGCAACUACGAAGAUGCUCGGGGUGAUCAAUGCGAUGGUUGUGGAAAAUUAGUGAACGCAGUUGAGCUCAAAAAUCCUCGGUGUAAAAUUUGCAGAAGCACACCGAAGUUGAAAACAUCCAACCAGUUUUUCAUUGAUUUACCCAAGUUGGAACCUCUUUUGCUUCACUGGAUGAAACAAUCUGCCCCUGGAUGGUCGAGCAACGCUCAAGUCAUCGGAAAAGCCUGGAUAAGAGAAGGUUUAAAACCUCGGUGUAUCACUCGGGACUUAAAAUGGGGCGUCCCUGUGCCCCUUAAAGACUUCAAAGACAAGGUGUUUUACGUCUGGUUUGACGCCCCGAUUGGCUACAUGUCAAUAAACAAGGCCUACACUGAGAAAUGGGAAGAGUGGUGGAGGCCCAAACCCGAGCAUAAAAUAACUCUGUACCAGUUCAUGGCCAAGGACAAUGUUCCGUUCCAUGCUGUCAUGUUCCCCGCUUGUCUCCUGGGAGCCAACAGGGGGUACAUCACAGUAUCACACAUCAUGGCCACCGAAUAUUUGAAUUACGAGGACGGGAAAUUCUCAAAGUCGCGAGGAGUUGGCGUUUUUGGAAACGAUGCCCGAGAUACGGGCAUUCCGAGCGACGUUUGGCGAUUUUAUUUAUUGUAUGUGAGGCCAGAAUCACAAGAUUCCAGCUUUAGUUGGUCGGAUUUGGCCACGAAAAAUAAUUCCGAGUUGUUGAAUAAUCUCGGUAAUUUUAUUAACCGGGCUCUUGUUUUUGCCAAGAAUAAUUUUAACUGCACUGUGCCUGAAAUGCAACUCACGAAGGACGAUUUUACGCUGUUGGUUUUGUGCACAAGGGAGUUAAAAGGUUACGUAAACUGUCUCGAAAAGUGCAAGUUGAGGGACGGUAUCAGGCAUAUUUUGUCCAUUUCGCGGCUUGGAAAUCAGUAUAUGCAGUUUAACCAACCUUGGGUGCUCCUUAAGGGAACCCCCGAAGAGAAGGUUCGUGCAGCUACUGUUGUGGGCCUUUGUUGCAAUAUUGCGGCUUUGUUGGCCACACUGUUGCACCCAUAUAUGCCUGACACCAGUAACACGUUGAAGAAACAGCUGAAUUGCGCCAAUACUGCCCUUACUCCAGAAAGCAUUGAAAUAAGACAACUUUUACCACCUGGCCACAAGCUAGGCAACCCAGCGCCACUUUUUGCAAAGCUAGAACCGGCAAAAGUCGACGAAUUGAAGAAAAAAUUUGCGGGGGCGGAAACUAAACCCCGACAAAUGAACGGAGAAUUAAAAAUGACUGACUUGACUAAAAGUAUCGCUGAAAUUGAAAAGCGGCUAAAAACCUUAAAAUCGGGCAAAGCGGAUAAAAAGAAGAUAAAAGAAGAAGAAGCAAUUCUCGCUGAUCUCCGAUCAAAAUUAAACUCGCAAGUGCAAAACAACAAAGACGACAUCAAAAGCAUAGAAGACCAAAUUGCGGUUCAGGGUUCACUCGUGCGUAAAAUGAAAGAAAGUGGGGCUAGCAAGCCCGAAUGGCAACCAGAAGUUGCAAAAUUGCUCGAAUUGAAAGCAAAGUUGGCUAGUCUUCAGCCACGUUAAUUUAUUAUUAGGAAAGUAAAAAUGCGGUUGCGGUGUUCGGAAUUAUUUAUUUGACUAUUUAUGUAUGACUGGAUUACAUAUUGCAAACAAA